AUGGAUAAUUUUGAUGAUCCGUGCGAUGGAGAGGCGAAUGGAGACGAAAAUGAGAGAAUUGACAACCUACCGUCGACGUCGACGAGUUCUUCGUACAAAUUGUUCGGGCGGCAGAACACGGUUCACCAGAUCAUGGGUGGCGGUAAAGCUGCUGAUGUGAUACUCUGGAGACGCAGGUAUGUAUCGUGUGGCAUAAUUGUUGGUGCUACUGUUGCGUGGUUUGUCUUUGAGCGGUCAGGUUUGCCAACUUUAUCAAUCUGUUGCGACGUGUUGCUGAUAUUGAUUGUGCUGCGGUUUCUUCGAGCCAAUUAUGCUGUUUACAGAAAUAAACAACUUCAAUCGCUGCCUGAACUAGUAUUGUCAGAAGAAAUGGUAAACACUGCUGCAGGUUCAUUUCGGGUUAAAGUCAAUUACAUGCUGCUUAUGGCGCAUGAUAUUACUCUUGGCAAAGAUUUCAAACUCUUUUUCAAGGUUGUGAUUGCUUUCUGGCUCUUGUCUGUUAUUGGUAGCUUAUUAUCAUUUUGCACUUUGUUAUAUCUAGGAACUAUUCUCUUUACCACAGUCCCUGCCCUGUAUAACAGAUUUGAAGAACGUGUGGAUCGGUAUGCGGGGAUUAUUCACCAAAAAUUUUCCAGGAACUAUAAGAUAGUGGAUGAGAAUGUGAUCGGCAGACUUCCUCCAAAUUUACCUAGGGAAAAAGAAUCGUAG
Molecule: messenger RNA, 708 nt
Organism: Oldenlandia corymbosa var. corymbosa
Lineage: Eukaryota; Viridiplantae; Streptophyta; Magnoliopsida; Gentianales; Rubiaceae
Source: the annotation of a GenBank genome assembly